Amoebophrya sp. A120 is the source of this 1861-nucleotide messenger RNA. NCBI's taxonomy places the organism in Eukaryota, Dinophyceae, Syndiniales, Amoebophryaceae. The record is from the annotation of a GenBank genome assembly.
CUUUUCGGCCCUCUUCCCAAGGAAAAUCAACAGGAAAAAGCGCUCAGCUUAUCUGCCACUAGUGCAUUCACCCCUUAAAAAAGCAACGAAAUAAAUUUACCUCACUUUUGGAAACAACUAAACUUUUCACUUUCCGCCGAAUCGCUUAAGUAGAUCUGCCCAACAUGGUGUUUUCGCUCUUUUCUGAGAAAAAGUCAGAAUGGUCCCCACCCACAUGGGACUUGCACUCCUGGUUUCAGCCGGAUGCUCAUGGUGCGGGGCGGAAAAACAACUACUUCGACUUUUCUGCAUGCUUGGACUGCUUUUUUCGCGACAAAACCGUGGUGCCGGAGGACGGAAUGCCAUACGAAAUCACGAAGUUGAAGAAGAAGAAGCAGGUCCAUCAACCGUCGGCCACGAAUCCUCCAAACACGAAAAUCACCUUUGUUAGCGAGGUGGUUGAUGUGGAACCAUCUGCGGUACUGGAAUCCGGGACUUGUUUUUUCGAAGGAGAGGAGGAAGUCUAUGCCGAGGAGCGUGCCGCCGGAGAUUUCCAGUAUGACUCGGAAGAUGAAUCCGCUACAGUGAUUGCCCGACCGGCGUUGGAAAUUCGGAACUAUUUCCACGAAUACGAAGCAGAUGAUUGUUGUGCGGAGGUUGGAGACGAGGAUGAUGGACGCGGCGUGCUACUGACAUUGCUGAACAAAGAGGAAGGUAUUGACAAUCUGCUGCUACUUCCACUAGGGGCUAGAGUCAUUUUUUCUUCAUGGAUGUAGAAAGUGAUUCCUUUGCGAGCACUUGCAAAUGAAAUCCGAAAAUGAAACCAUCAAUAAAUCAGGGCAUGAGGAAGGCGACCGCAUGUCAGCUGCGACCACCACGGCCUCGGAGGAGGAACCGGAGGAUUCGCAGGAGCCGCUUGUUUCUUCUGCCUCGCCAUUGACCCCCGAUUGUUCGUAUGCACCGCAAGAGGAGGAGCAAGACCUUGUACUUGUUGCUACAGCUGAUAUGAAGCGAGACGGCGAAGAACUGGUACUUAUUAUUGUUACGUUUAGAAAUCUACUGUUUGUCCAGCGUGUUGUGCGAAUAGCAGAAGCCACAGUCGUGAACGAUUUGAUAGAACCAGAAAGCGGGAAGUGAAAUUGAAUUUGAAAUUCUUGCCCAAAAAUACCUCAGGUCUCUCCUGUCAUGGCUGUGUUGGAAACGAGCGCUCGUCGUGGUGACCAAGACCAACAAACUUUCUUGGAAUUUUCCUUCGCUUUCCUGUUUGUGGGCCAAUCUAGUUCGAAGACCGCGGAGAUUUUUCUCUUCCAGCACUCCAGCUUGAAGUUCGACUACACGCAAUGGCUUGACAACAACAUGUCCUCGCAUUGCUUUGUCGCUCUGGGGGAUGAGGGAAAGCUGGAACUCGUGCAUCGCGUUUGCGUUGUCGAGUCUGCUCUACGCCUCUACUCUGCAGUACCCAUUUUACCGUACGACACAACGCUGCCAGGAACCAACUCAAAAUUGCGGUCUCUGGCGAAUCCGGCAGAUGAAACCAGCACUGAAAAACUUUUUUGGUGGACCUGCCUGUGCUUGAAGUUUCUCCUUGACCUACCAUUUGUUGUUUCACACAACAGUUAUUCCAUUUCAGAAAUUACCAUGCAGCUAUCCAGUUUCGAGCAUUUUGCACAUGUCGUUCAGUUUGUUUUCAUGUUUCUCGUACGAGCGGUCGGUGUUUUCAUUCUUAUUCACGAGUAUUCAAAGUAAGUACCAAUUUCCCAAGCAUGCACAGUACUGCUCUUUUUCGAAUUUUUUUAAGUUACCCAAGUUACCAAGUAAAUCAAUAUAGCGCAGCACGGCCCAGCCCCAGCGCAAGUACAUUAGAGCUUGACGCUCCUCCCCC